CAAGUUUAUCAUGGGACGCGGAGUGGGUACGAAAGGGCUCAAGCGACCUCGAUGCGAGCAGCUGACUUGCAGAGGGUCGCACCAUGUGAGCCCCCCCGGUGAAGAGGCGCAUUUAUUGGAGGAGAACGAAAAGGACGAGAUCGGGAAAAGAAACAAGAGGAGGAGGAGGUGGUUGUGGUAACUCCUCAUUUACCGAGACGCCUCAUGUGACCAACAGUGACAGUGUUCCCGCUACCCUGGGUGGAGGACGAGCUUCAUUCCCCCACCAUCCCUCAACAAAAAUUGACGUCUUGAUGUAUGCACGCUUGAACGGUGGAAGCAGGCACUUUUCCUCUUCUUGUGCGUGCGGAGCCCUCGGGUUACUUUCUCGGGUUUCACCGUCAUGGCCUGGAGGAGAGCAAGAACACGCUUCUUUUAUUACCCCAUCCAUUACGGCAAUUAGGAUUGGGGUUGAAGCAAGAGACCCUGUGAGAAUAUAAGGUGAUGACCUGGAUAGUGCCAUGUCUGAAGACCAUGAAGCCCACACACAAGCUUCUGUUUGUCCUGUGCCCCAUGCUGGUCCUUGGCUUUAUUUACUACUCAUCGGGGAAGUUACAUCUGAACGUAUGGGGCCAGAAGCCGCAAAUUGGUGCUGAAGUGGCAGCCGUAGUCCUCACUAACGACAAUGAAGUGAAUCGAAUUGCAGAGCUGGAAACGGAUCUCUCCGUGGGACAAAUAGUAGGCUCAGUGUAUGACAAGCAGGGCUUUUUGCUACAGUUGGACACAAAAUUGCCACCGGAGUUGGCGUACAAGUAUGGCAAUCUCAGUGAAGGCGUGUGCAAGCCGGGCUAUGCGGGCGCCAAGAUGACAAGCAUCUAUCCAAAGUUCACAAAAGCAGCGCCCAUGUUUCUUGACCAAAACUUCAAACGUCUCGCAAAAGUCAGCAAUUACUUGCCUCCUUUCGGAUUCAAAACACAAGAAAGGAUCAUUGACAGCAUUUUAACAACCACCAAAAACUUUGGACUAGGAGAUGAAUUGGACAGUCUCAACUGUAAAAAAUGCAUCAUCGUGGGCAACGGCGGUAUCCUGUCCAACAAGUCUCUGGGCUCACGUAUCGAUGACUAUGACGUCGUGGUCAGAUUGAAUGAAGCCCCGGUGGCUGGUUAUGGGAAGGAUGUAGGGACCAAAACCACAAUAAGAAUUACCUACCCAGAGGGCGCCAUCCAGAAGCCGGAACACUACGAAAAGGAUUCACUUUUUGUUUUGACUGCUUUCAAGCCAUUGGACUUCAAGUGGCUUCGACAGAUGGUCUUCAAGGAGAGACUGCGAGGUACCGAGGGUUUUUGGAAGUCUGUGGCCCAGCACGUCCCCCGCGAGCCCAGCGAGAUGAGAAUCCUCAACCCUUUUUUCAUUCAAGAGGCUGCCUUCCAGUUUAUCGGGCUGCCCUUUAACAAUGGCAUCAUGGGAAGAGGGAACAUUCCAACUUUAGGCACGGUUGCCAUCACGAUGGCGCUGCAUAACUGUGAUGAGGUGGCGGUGGCCGGCUUCGGCUAUGAUAUGAACGCGCCCCACGCACCCCUCCACUAUUAUGAGGCCGUCAAGAUGUCUGCUAUCAGAGAGUCGUGGACGCACAACAUAUCCAAGGAGAAAGAGUUCCUGCGCAAGUUAGUGAAGGCCAAUGUGAUCUCCGACCUCACCAACGGUAUCUGAGCACAUUGGCUUCUGUUCUCCUUCCCUUUGGACCUCCUGCGCAGGAAGCCAGGGAAAGAGCAAAAGAACUCCUCCGGUGUCCCAAGUGGCCUCAAGAUACUCGGAGUGGGUUCCAUAUCAAUGGAGAUGACCUUCAAAAAUAAGUCAAGUGGUGACGUGCACACACGCGUGCCUUCUGAACCAAAGACUCCGACCGAUUGAAGCAACACGGAAGGGGAGGACGACGCAAUCCGCUCACUUCCUGUUUGACACUAGAGCGUUUUUACCAAUAUCAUCUCCGGGAUCACACCAAUGACAUGACAUGCAGAAGGCGGGACAAAAGCGGAGAUGGUGCAGGGACGGGCCAAGUAUUAGCAGUGCCAAAUGUACCUCGAACGGAGGAGAGGUGGCAUUCCUCUCCUUUUUUUGCUGCCUGAAUGUAUUCACUUUCCUCUGUGUACAUAGCAAAAGAUUUUUACUUUUUAACGAGCUGCUGCAGCAGCAUCCUCAUCUUCUCCUUUCUGUCUCUGCAGUUUCGGUUCUGUCCAUUUUUCACACGAGCAGUUAUGUCGGGAGUAGGAUAAGUGCUUGGAACAGUUUGCACUCACGUGGCCAUGGAUCCUCUCUAAGGCCCCUUCAAUUCUCAACAGAACUCGUCUUUAUUUGACAUCUUGUGGUGGUGAAGAUGUAAGGUUGAUUUAACAAACCCAGUGCAUGCAUAUUCUUUUUAAGUGUACUUCAAUCCUUGUUUUACCAAAGUUUCCUUCAUAGAAUCUCGAAUGCGGGGUUUCCCAACCUUUGUUUCACCAAAGCACAUCAAGAAAAGUCUCGCAGUUCACUACCAAAUUUAAAAAAAUGUCCUUUUUAAACCAUUUAAGGGCACCAUAAGUAUUUUGUGAGGCUAAAAAUCUAUUUUAUUUUGAUAACCACAUUUUUUUUGUCCCAUCGCCCAUGUACCACUACAUAAGCUUAAAAAAAAACUUUAGCUCAUUGAAGGCCUCAGUAGUGAACACCAAAAAUCGAUUUCUAAAUCGAAAUAGCCUGAAAUCUUUAAUUUUUUUCCCCCCUUGUGGUGCUAUUCCAGUUUUUGACCAUUUAAGGCCACCGUAAUUAUCACCUAAUUGAUACAGGGGAAAUCCGUUUAAUUCUUGGUUUUCUGCUGUUACACCC
Molecule: messenger RNA, 2838 nt
Organism: Hippocampus zosterae (dwarf seahorse)
Lineage: Eukaryota; Metazoa; Chordata; Actinopteri; Syngnathiformes; Syngnathidae
Gene: st3gal3b
Product: ST3 beta-galactoside alpha-2,3-sialyltransferase 3b
Exons: 13
Coding region: 484-1689 (401 amino acids)
Molecular function (GO): sialyltransferase activity
Source: RefSeq, a predicted model, not a curated record